Lycium barbarum (goji berry) is the source of this 1448-nucleotide messenger RNA. Its product is annotated as two-component response regulator ORR10-like. The record is from RefSeq and is a predicted model, not a curated record. The coding region runs from base 322 to 873 and encodes 183 amino acids. NCBI's taxonomy places the organism in Eukaryota, Viridiplantae, Streptophyta, Magnoliopsida, Solanales, Solanaceae. Gene Ontology annotation, biological process: cytokinin-activated signaling pathway; phosphorelay signal transduction system. The transcript is spliced from 2 exons.
AUCAAAUGGUAGGACCUCACUAUCCUCUGAAUCCAGCCUUUGCCUUCUCAAAGGGUCACUUUCAUUUGACAAAGUCCCAAAGAUAUGUAAAAUCCAAGAAAAAGUCUAAGAAAAUCACAUAGGAAAUCCUUGAGAUUCUGAUUUGAUAUCUCCAUUCGUAUCUCUCUUUCCUUUCUGUCAAAUAUUUUGCGUAUCUUCUUGAAAUCAACACCCUAUCCAUCAUGCCAUAUAUUAACAACCUCACAACACCAAACAUCAUAGCCAAAUUAACAUUCCUCAACAAACAAAAAUUCACAUAUUCAAAAAUCAUAUUUUGGAAAUAUGGCUCAAGUUGCCCCAAUAAUGGAUACACAAUUUCAUGUUCUAGCUGUUGAUGAUAGUAUUAUUGAUAGAAAACUUAUUGAAAGGCUCCUCAAGACUUCUUCUUAUCAAGUUACUGUUGUGGAUUCUGGAAGCAAGGCCUUAGAGUUUCUUGGAUUGUUAAGUGAUGAGAAUGAAGGGGUUGAAAUAAGAGAAGUGGGAAUCAAUUUGAUUAUUACAGAUUAUAGCAUGCCUGGAAUGACUGGUUAUGAACUCUUGAGAAAGAUUAAGGGAUCAUCAUAUUUGAAGGACAUCCCAGUAAUAAUUAUGUCAUCAGAAAAUGUUCCAUCACGAAUCAAUAGAUGUUUGGAAGAAGGAGCUGAAGAGUUCUUUCUAAAGCCAGUUCAACAAGCAGAUGUGAAUAGAAUUAAGCCUCAUUUGAUGAGGGAGAAAAGGCAGAAAGUGACACCAAAUAGUCUUAAGAGAAAGGCUAUGGUUGAAUGCCUUUCCCCUGAGAAGCCAAGAAAGUACAACAACUUGUGUGGCAUCUUUUGGCAAAACAUUUGUGAGUGAAGGGAUGUUGAAUUCUUUGAAAUAUUUUGAAGUAACAAAGGAGUUUCUUCUUCAACGGAGAAGGGAAUGUUUCAAGUGGAAGGAAAAUCUAAGAGGAAAAAGGACAUGGUUUCGGAGAAAACUGUAUCCCGAUGUUUGCGCCAAACAAAUGGAUGCAAGACAUGUGUCUCGGGACAGAUCUGUUGCACCAAACGAAUGAAUGUAAACAUUAGUUUCGAAAAAGAUUUGUCACAAGAGAUGUUGAAAGUCGUCACCCUGGAACCAUAGAUGCCAAUGUUCAAUCCAAUUUGAAACAAAUGUUUUUUUAUCACUUAGCAACAACAUACUGUUAAAUGUUCAAGAUGAUGAAAACCUCAUUAUGCAAUUAUGGGUUGUGGAUAGCAAGUGACUGGAUUAGCACUUUGUGUUGGGAGCCAUGAUCCAAGUAGCUUUACAAUGAUGCUACUGUAAUAAAGCAGAUCUGAUUUGAGUCUAAUUUUUAGGUCAUAUACAGAAUAAUACAUAUUUCCUUUUUGCUAUUGUACACAAUCAAUUUGAGAAAUAAAAUAUGUUACUUUUCUCUUUUCUUGGAAAAA